AAAGUGUGGUAGUUCAGUUGUCAAAACUAACAUAACCUAAAAGUAUUCAGAAUUAAUAAUAACAUAGUGCGAUAUUGUUUAUAACAAAACUUAAUGGCUUUCCCACAACAGAAUGCCCAAAGAGAAUUAGCAAACAGAAAGAUUAUUGAGGAGCUGCAUCAGAAGAAGCAGUUGCUUCUCAAACAAGGAGUUGCGUCUACUCUGAAUACAGCUUCCCUACCAUCUCUGGGCACAGGCAAUUUAUCGACUUCAGAUAAUAAUUCCAUGCAACGCACUGCUCUGCAGACAGCUAAUUCUCAAUCUGCAGGGUAUUUUAUCACUCAGGACUCCUCAUUUGGGAAUAUAAUACUUCCCGUUUUACCAAGAUUUGAUGUUAAGUAAGAUGUGGCCUGCAUGAAACUGAGACACCUGGAGGAACUUCUGCAGGAUAUUGAUGGGUUUGAGAAACCAAAGAUUUUGCUUGAACAGUAUGUCACACCUCCCCACCUCGGAUCCCACAUGUUACAUACAAUACAAUCUCAGUAUGGCGAUAUUGAAGGUAAAGUUGUCGCUGAUCUUGGCUGCGGCUGCGGAGCUUUAACAAUUGGUGCUGCUGCUCUUGAGGCCUCAUUGGCAAUUGGCUUUGAAAUUGAUCCGGAAGCGUUAGAAAUUUUACAAUGUAACGUGGAAGAACAGGAACUUGAAAAUGUCGAUGUAAUUAAUUGCGAUGUUAAUUCGAUUCCGGAAAAAUUCAACGGAUUCUUUGACACGGUAGUCAUGAAUCCCCCAUUCGGUACUAAACACAAUGCAGGAACAGAUAUGAAAUUUUUAGAACGGGCUUUGAAAUUGACUAACAACACUGUCUAUUCCUUACACAAAAGUUCUACAAGAGAGCACGUUUUGAAAGUUGCUAAAUCUCAUGGGGCGACCGGUGAAGUUCUCGCGCAGCUUAGAUAUGAUUUACCAUCAACCUACAAGUUCCACAAGAAGAAAUCGGUGGACAUCGAGGUGGAUCUGUUUCAGUUUCGUGUCACAAAAACCACCUAAUUGCAUUUAGAGCGAAGAUAAAUGUUUUUUAUUUGUAUGUCAUUUACCUAAUUAUAAAAGAAAUAUGA
Molecule: messenger RNA, 1094 nt
Organism: Nicrophorus vespilloides
Lineage: Eukaryota; Metazoa; Arthropoda; Insecta; Coleoptera; Silphidae
Product: methyltransferase-like protein 5
Biological process (GO): rRNA methylation; DNA repair
Cellular component (GO): nucleus; SOSS complex
Molecular function (GO): rRNA (adenine-N6-)-methyltransferase activity; nucleic acid binding
Source: RefSeq, a predicted model, not a curated record